AUGGCCAAGCCAAGAGGCGGUAAAGAAGCACCGACGCCGUCACACAACAUGAUCGUUGUUGACGAAACCCGAGUCCACCGGCAGCACCACCUACUGUCUAAGGCUGCUUCCACCUUCCUAUGGCUGACGGAGAGGCAAAUGUCCCGGGCGGUCGUGAUCCCCGCCAGCAAUAUUCAACUUCGCACGGUGUACAUCACGACACUGGGUACCAACGGGGCAGACUGCACCAGAAAACCUGAACGCUUGCUUCCAGAACGUGCUCGACGGGCGACCCCCCCUAUGGCCGGUUUAGUGUAUGCUGUGCAAGUGGAAGCUCUGUGCCGCAUGAAAGAGUUGCCCGCUCUUCUGGAGAAGGAGAAGGGAUGCCCCACUGAGGAGAGGCCAGAAACAUCCCGAUCAGGCUUAGGUAGGCAGUCCGGCACGGCAAAUUCGUUGGUGACAGAGCGAGAAAAGGCCCACAAUCAGGUGGGAGUCAACGAUCCUCGCAACCUGGCUGCAGCGUUGUAA
Neurospora crassa OR74A is the source of this 507-nucleotide messenger RNA. RefSeq lists its product as hypothetical. The transcript has 6 exons. The record is from RefSeq and is a predicted model, not a curated record. The coding region runs from base 1 to 507 and encodes 168 amino acids. NCBI's taxonomy places the organism in Eukaryota, Fungi, Ascomycota, Sordariomycetes, Sordariales, Sordariaceae.